AUGUCUGCUCAAUCUAGGAAUAUUCAAAAAAUUAAUAAUGCUGAAUUAGAGGCUGGAAUACUGAAGCCUGAGUUAUCAUGGCAUAAUGAUUAUAAGGAUCAAGCUUACAUAUUUAUUGGGGGUUUGAAUAGAGAACUAACCGAGGGUGAUAUAUUAACAGUAUUUUCCCAAUAUGGUGUUCCAGUUGAUAUACUUUUAGUACGAGACAAAAAUACUGGUGAGUCAAAGGGUUUUGCAUAUUUAAAAUAUGAAGAUCAAAGAUCUACUAUCCUUGCAAUAGACAAUUUAAAUGGUGUUAAUAUAGCUGGAAGAAAGAUACAUGUAGAUCAUGUCUUUUACGAACCUCGUGAGGAUAACAGAGAAUAUAGUGAAGCAGUCAAAAAAGAAUUACGCAAAGAUUAUGUUAAUACACAAUCUUCUGUUAACACAAGUGAGAAAACGAAGAUGGGAUCCUUGGAUCCUUGGAAAGACAAGGCUUUUAAGCAUGAAAAUAAAGAUUCUGAAAUUAGAGUUAAUGAUGAUCUUAAUGAUCCAAUGGCAGAGUUGUAA
This is a messenger RNA of Arxiozyma heterogenica, 549 nucleotides long. RefSeq names its product U2 snRNP complex subunit IST3 (gene IST3). The record is from RefSeq and is a predicted model, not a curated record. Gene Ontology annotation, cellular component: precatalytic spliceosome; U2 snRNP; catalytic step 2 spliceosome. Lineage: Eukaryota; Fungi; Ascomycota; Saccharomycetes; Saccharomycetales; Saccharomycetaceae. Gene Ontology annotation, molecular function: RNA binding. The transcript has a single exon. The coding region runs from base 1 to 549 and encodes 182 amino acids. Gene Ontology annotation, biological process: mRNA splicing, via spliceosome.